AUGCUUCGGACUGAGACACCAACUAGAGUCAAGCGCACUGUCUACACGACUCCUCGCCCGAAGAACCCUUACAUCGACUAUGCGGGCCAAGCUAUCGGGUCGGCUCGUGAGCUUUACCCCAUCGACAUCAAGCCAUUCCCUGCAAACCCCCCGCCAAAGCCUUCCCCUGAUCAGAUUGUAACUAUUCGCCUGGAGGCCGAGCGUACAUCAGAGCUCGGGUGGUUCUUGAACAAUAAGACUUGGACGGAGCUACCAGACUCGGCUACCCCCGUGUUGUUUGAUUACAACCAGGGAAAUGCAAUUGAUUCGCAUCUCAAGUUUACGCCACUAAAAGGACAAUAUGUUGAUGUGACCAUGGUAGUCACAAGUGGGAACCCAUCUUUGCACCCUCCCCGCCCGAGUCGUAAACAUGGAGUGAAGGCAUGGUUCCUAGGAUGGGGCCCAGGAGGGUUCCCCUACAAGACAGUCGCUGAGGCUCAAGCUACAGUUAAGCCAAUUUACCGGGAGACGUUGCUCGGAGUUGACGCUUUUGACAUAGGCCUCCUAGGAUUGAACCUAGGAGGCCCACGGUACCACGAUGCAUUCGCCACUUGUCCUGGACUAGGAGGUCAGAACUGGAUCGCUUUCCGGUUUCAAUCGACUGACCCAGGCCCUACGUUCAUGCAUUGUCAUAUCGUCGGAAUGGCCGCCGUGCUAUUGGAGGGGAUUGAUCAGUGGCCUAAAACUCCAAGCUAUUACACGUCUCAGCACUGA
Rhizoctonia solani is the source of this 753-nucleotide messenger RNA. RefSeq names its product Multicopper oxidase. The transcript is spliced from 7 exons. Bases 1 to 753 code for a protein of 250 amino acids. Gene Ontology annotation, molecular function: copper ion binding; oxidoreductase activity. The record is from RefSeq and is a predicted model, not a curated record. Lineage: Eukaryota; Fungi; Basidiomycota; Agaricomycetes; Cantharellales; Ceratobasidiaceae.